Molecule: messenger RNA, 192 nt
Organism: Helobdella robusta
Lineage: Eukaryota; Metazoa; Annelida; Clitellata; Rhynchobdellida; Glossiphoniidae
Exons: 2
Coding region: 1-192 (63 amino acids)
Biological process (GO): translation; ribosomal small subunit assembly
Cellular component (GO): ribosome; cytosolic small ribosomal subunit
Molecular function (GO): RNA binding; structural constituent of ribosome
Source: RefSeq, a predicted model, not a curated record
AUGGUCAUUACCCCUGAGAUGAUUGGGAGCAUUGUAGGCAUCUACAAUGGAAAAACAUUCAAUCAAGUUGAAAUUAAGCCUGAAAUGAUUGGUCAUUAUCUUGGCGAGUUCAGCAUUACGUACAAGCCUGUGAAACAUGGUCGUCCAGGAAUUGGAGCCACACACUCAUCUAGAUUUAUUCCAUUGAAAUAA